Molecule: messenger RNA, 603 nt
Organism: Arabis nemorensis
Lineage: Eukaryota; Viridiplantae; Streptophyta; Magnoliopsida; Brassicales; Brassicaceae
Source: the annotation of a GenBank genome assembly
AUGUUUGAGAAGGUCCUUUUCCACUUGGAAAUAGACUUACUACCGGAGAUAUUCGUGUUACUUCGUCUGCACUGGUUUGUACACGAAUGCGUGAGGUAUCUCGCCAUAUCCAAUAUGCACACUCAGGUGCAGAUAAAUCGAGAUAAGGAAUCGGCUCCAUCGGCUGCUCCAACAGCGAUUUAUACAACAAUGUAUCGAUCAUGUGUCGGUGUUAGAUUUCGUCUUUAUCUGUCAUGGAUCCUGAUAGAGUAUUGCGAGCUGAUGCAAAUUGCACCAAGCCAGUUGGUUCUCCGAGCUUGGGGAUUGAUACAUGCUCUGCAAGUCUUGUCCGACCUAUCUGGCAUUGAUACCUCCGGGAAAAUGGUGGCACACUCGUUUCACCUUGUUAGCGUUGAAGGGAAUUCCCGAAUAUUCAACCUUCAACUUUGCGAAGGUGAAAGCUCUCCUGUUGAUCUUCCAAUGUGGCUGGAUGCAAGUGUUGAUGGUGGAGAAUACUUCUAUGUCAUCCACAAUGGAGUUGGAAGAGUUCGCAGCUGCUGGUCAGACAUAGGUAUGAGAACUUUAUACCCACUGUAUUAUAAAAAGUGUAAAAAAGGCUUAUAA